Molecule: messenger RNA, 489 nt
Organism: Lithohypha guttulata
Lineage: Eukaryota; Fungi; Ascomycota; Eurotiomycetes; Chaetothyriales; Trichomeriaceae
Gene: OST2
Product: oligosaccharyltransferase complex subunit epsilon
Exons: 2
Coding region: 1-489 (162 amino acids)
Biological process (GO): protein N-linked glycosylation
Cellular component (GO): membrane; oligosaccharyltransferase complex
Source: RefSeq, a predicted model, not a curated record
AUGCCUCCUAAGAAAGUCGUCACACCUGCUGGUCCCAAACCGGCUACGACCACAAGCACGACCUCAACACCUCCAUCAUCCCAGACAAAGAGUGCAUCAGCUUCGAAUCUAUCAAGACAAGCACAAUGGCACGAGGUUGCUUUGCACGUUUGGCACAAGUAUCUAGAUGAUACGCCCAAGAGGACCAUACUAUUGGACGUGUUUAUGCUCUUCCUGGUUUUACCUUUCAACGCUUUCCUCUCCGGCUUCGGUGCCUGCGUUGGCCAAUUUGUGCUGACAGCCUCUCUACGAAUGCAGACUGCCGAAAGACCGCCGCCUACUGCUUCGGCCGCAGCAAAGAAAGCUGCCACGAAGUUCAACGACGAAGGCUUCGAAGAGAAAGAUGAAGAUGGCAAACCUGUUCAUAAAAUCAGUUCGGAAAGGGCAUUUGCCGAUUAUGUGCUGGGAAGUCUGAUCCUGCAUGCUUUCUGCGUCAAUUUCAUUAACUAG